UUAUACCCUAACCAUAUACUUUAUAUCCUAAACAAUGAACCGUCAAAGAUUACUUAUCAAGUUUAGAAUAAAUUGUUGUAACUAAUGGUUAAUUCAUUUAUUAGCCCAUAAACAAUAACAUACAUGAUGACUCGGUAUUUGCACAUGUUUUCCCCUUUGUUUCUUGAUUGUUUGAGCUUGAAUUAUUGCGUCUUUGGCCUAUUUUAUGCUAGGUUGUGUUCCUUUGUCCCAUUUCAGGUCCUAGCACAUAAAGUGAAGCAUAGGCGCAAGUUUCAAGUCAAUCAGAGAUCAAUUGACGAUUCGAGAGAAGAAACUCGGGCAUGACCUGAAGAAGAAUGGAUUUCUACCUCACUUUAUGGACAAAGAAUCAUGCAAGCUUGUUAUGAAACGAAAGAGGACGAGACUACGAGCGUCUGGGAUCAAACGGCGAUUGAUUCGGAGUCCGGACAAGGGAGAAACGAAGCAUUAAACAGAGGCUGAGCAAGCUGCACGGGCAGACCAGGGAGGCUGCAUGGCCGUGCGGGAUCGUGCGUGGGCACGCACGGGAUUGUGCGUGGCCACGCACGGCCGUGCAAGUGACCAGUUUGGCCGUGCGGGAUUGUGCGUGGGCACGCACGGGCACAAGUGAAAUCCGCACGGCCGUGCAACAUACAAUUCUGGCCGUGCGAGUUGGCUGAGGUUCAACUAAUUGAUACGCCGCGUUUUGAGGUGCACGGCCAGAAUGGUGAUGUGCACGGCCGUGCACCCUGGCCGUGCGAGUCGGGAAUGGCUGUUUUUAACCCAAAUUCGAGCCAAAUGAGAGGGAGAGCUGGGUUUUGGAUCCCAAACACCCAAGGGACGAACCCUAGAGAGAGAGGGCGAUUUGAGGGCAUUCUUGGAGUAGAGAAGGAGGAUUUCUUCGCCUUGGAAGCUCGAGGAACAAGCCCGGACUUGAAGACUGAUCAUCUGAAGAUUCUUACUGCAGUCUCUCUCUUCUCUAUGGAGUAACUUCCCUUCACUUAGGUUUUGAGGAACCCUAGCUAUGUUUGAUUGGAUGAUUGUAUGAGUACUCUGACUGGAUAAUCUUGAGUUCAUAUUCAAUCUAUGCAUGUUUUCAUGAUUCAAUUCUGCUUUAGUCGAGAUUAUUGAUUCUGCUUUGAUCCUAUGAGAGGGAAUACCUGAUUAGGUCAAUAGAGCUCCAUAGAUUGAUAGUAGUGGAUCGAUUGCUUUAGUCGAGGGUUGAUUCACUGCUUUGUAUCGAUUGAGAACCUCUUUCGAUAGAGGGAGUCUAGUUCAGAACGCCUUGAUCAGUUGUUCUAGAGAAGGAUACGUCCCUCUAGGCAAUUGACUCAAGAGGGCCUUGUUCCUUUAGUCGAGACUCAAGGUCUAGUCAAGGAUUCUCCGCAUUGUGAAUGAAAGUGAAACAGGUUAGAGAUCAUCAAUCAUUAAUCUGGCUAGUGGCUAGGGGGAAUCAUACCUAAGUGAGUUCCCAACCUGUAAUUAGAUUAACUUUAACUGUAGUUUGCUAGAGUAGUUUUAGUUCUUUCAUCUUAAUCUGAUUUGCUAAAUAAUAAACUGAAGUUGAGUAAUAGUAACUCUAGAGACCCGUGGAUUCGAUAUUUAUCACUUGAGCCACUAUACUGCAGUCCCUUUCAUUGGUUACACUUGGCCUUUGUUAGGAGUUGUGUCGUAGCGAGUCAAGUUUUUGGCGCCGUUGCCGGGGACUUUCUAGAGUAUUAGGAAAGGCAGAAGUUUGUUACUUUAGCGUUUUUCGUUUCUUUUCUUUUCCACCCUUGCUUUUCACUUGGGUGUUUUUGUUUUUGUUGGUGCAGAUCUGAAUCAUGGAUCCUAAUGGCUUCUCCAAUCAUUGGGGGUAUCCACCACCAUCUGGGUGGUAUUACCCCGAGACUCCCUGGAGCAAUCAAGGCGGAGAAGACUAUGGAUUCGGGUUCCAGUACCAACCCCCUUACUACGGAGAACAACCGGACCCCUGGGCAUAUCAAGAACAACCUCAUUAUCAAGAAGAAUUUCUCCCACAACCAGAAGGGCCAUCAGCGCUGGAGUUACUCAUGGAGCAGUUUGCUCGAGACUGUGAGAGAACAUGCUCCAGGAUGGAUCAGUGUGUCCAGGCCUAUCGUGAAACAGAUGAGAUCCUCCUGAGCCUUAAGAAGAGCGUCGAUGAUCUUGAGCGAUCUUGGGCGCAACCUGCUCCAGAUCACCCUUCUGCUACCCUACAAGAAGAGGAGGAGGAAGAAGAAGGCUACAAGGGCAUUGUGGAACACACUGAAGUUGUCACGGAGAGCUCCCGUGAUGAUCAUGAUCAGGCGUGUCAUGUCGUAGCCGACCACACCUUCCCACACCCCAAACUGAGCUUUGAAGAGGCGGGCAUGAGUGAGGAGAUGCAGGAAGAUCUCAUGAAAGAAAUUGCUUGGCAACUUGCUCUCCAAUCCGUGCUAGAAGAAGAAGAGCAAGAAAGGGUGCAGAAAGAAGUUGUGGAGGAUGACGAAAGUGAAGCUGGAGGAGUUCUUGAUCAUUUCCCAGGGGUGAUACCACAUGAAGAAGGAAGGGAGGUUGAAGAGGCGAUUGGCGUCCAGGCUGAGAACGGAGUUAAGGUGGAAGAGGCCUGCACCGGCCAUGAGUUGCAAGUGAUAUCCCCACCAAACUUUGAGGAACUGCUUAGCAAGGACCCAUUUGCAGUGUCUCUUUGCCAGACCAAGGCCACAUCAACAUCAGUCCCUCUUGGUGGACGCGAUGGUGGCCAAUCGAUACGGUCAUAUCUGGUUUGGGGCAAUGAGACGAGAGAAAAGAAGGAGAGGUCUCGAGGGUGGAGACUUCAUCUGCAUCAAGUACAUGAGCCUUCAUCACCUGCCACAUCACAUGCUCAUGACUUGAGACUCCACCUCAUCGACGAGAACCUCAACUUCAAGGAGGUUCUAGCAUGGACCGAAACUUAGGAGCCAUCGUCCGGCUCACGAUGUGAAAGAAGCGCUUGUUGGGAGGCAACCCAACCAGUCGGUUUGCAUUUCUGUCUCUAUUUCUCCUCGGUGGAGUCAGUUUUGUUCUUUGAUUUUAGAGUCAAUAACUCAACUUUUGUGAGAUUUUGUGUGGUGUUUGUGUUCUGAUUACUCUCUCUUUCUGGAAUGCACCGCCUGACCCGUUCAUCAUCAUUCACCCUUGAUCUGGUAACUUCGUUCUACCCUCCUUAUCUUUCCUCCAUUGAGGACAAUGUCGUGCUUAAGUGUGGGGGGAUGUUCGAUUAUGUAUGCGGGUGAAUGUUUGGCUGUUUGUGUGCUUGGAGCCUAGUCCACUGUCCAAAUUUUUAAAUUUGAGGGCUCCAAGUACGUGUUCCAUGCAAUUGCCUGCUCAGUAUGCUUUGAAUUGACAGUCUUUACAGUAAUAUGCAACCUAGGGAGGUAGUGUAGCACUAUGGAGGAUGUUGAUGCAUUUAAGAAGUCUCAUUUCUUCUUCAUAUAAAGUUGGUUGAUUGAGUGAAUUAGUGAUCUUAGGACCCUUGAAUUGUGUGGUGUUGUGGAUUCUCUACCUGUCAUGGACUCUUGUAUCAUGUUUUGAAAGUAACAGGUGCUCGAAAAUGUGCUUCAAAAUAAACGUCUCCCGUGCGA
Molecule: messenger RNA, 3599 nt
Organism: Linum trigynum
Lineage: Eukaryota; Viridiplantae; Streptophyta; Magnoliopsida; Malpighiales; Linaceae
Source: the annotation of a GenBank genome assembly